AUGGCUUCUGUUUCCGCUCCCUCGGUGGCUCCUCUGCACAUCAAGCAGAUCAACACCCGCUUGUCGAACUCGUCGUUCGCCGAUACUCUCUCGCGCGAUUCGUCUCCUUCGCCUUGCGAUACCCCGGACGGAUCUAGGUCGAGCAGCCGCCGGCGCCCAUCUUUUGGCUCGAUCAAGGAAGACGUUGACGGUAUGUUGUUGAUUGUCGUGGUCUGCGCGAUGAUCGGUGGUGGCGAAUCGCUCUCUGUAUCCCAAUCGCGUGUGAAUGCUCGCUUACAUAUCUUUUGUCGGUUUCCAGGCAUUGCGCAGUCAUUUGUCGAUACUCAGCACGUGUCUUCCCCAAAGGAGUCUCCUAGGCCGACUGCGCAGGAAAUGCAGCAAACCCCCGACUUCUGCUGCCCGUGCGGUGGAUUUCUGGGCUGGAAACAGAUCCGGCUUGGUGGAAAGAGUCUGAGCCGCAGCUAUGGCGACCUUCGCAGUCUGGGAGGCAUGCAGUCGAAAGGUUGGGCGUGGGAGUCGCAUGACCAUGCUCCAAAGCUAGGCGUACCCAAGGUCCCGGAGGUGCAGGCGGUGGUAGAGCCAGUGCAGGAAGAGCAACAGCCGGGCUCUUCGCCGCUGGAGAGACUACCACCAGAGCUUCUCGACCAAUGCAUCUCCUACUUGGCCAUCGAUCUCCCACCCAAUGGCUACACACCUCGCAAUGUGGAUCUUGUAUCGUGCUUGCUCACAUCGCGCACAUUGCACGCGGCGACUCUCAGCGUGUUGUAUCGGAACAUGACCUUCCCUCAUUCAGUUAUCUUCUCCAAAGCUCUCAAUCACAUGUCGGCCUACCCGGCUCUCGGCACACUGGUGCGCCGACUCGAUUUCUCGCACUUCACCUCCGUCGGCCUGGGGCGCACCAAGCAGAUGAAUGCCGAGAUUCAGAAUCUGACUUCGCGCACCUUGCUCAAGUGCCUGGAUCUGCUGCCUAACCUGAAGGAAUGUCUGCUGCAGGAACACCUCGAGGGGGAUCUGAGCGUGGAUGUGGUGCGCAAGUUGUUCAUGGGCCUCCCCAACCUCCGGGCAGUUGACCUGUGCGGCUGUUCCACACAGUCCUUCUCUCAGGUCUUCACCGAAGCUCUGACCGGGGGCCCUGCUCUGCCCCUGAGCAUGCCUCAUCUUAUGCGACUCUCCCUCCACGAAUGCAGCACGAUCCAAGCGCCAAUGUUCGACCUCCUUUUGCCGAGAUUGACGAACUUAACCCAUCUGGAUCUGACCCACACGCAGGUUAACGAUUCGGCUCUUUUUUCGAUUCCUGAAACGGCUCGCAUCACCCAUUUAGGCCUCUCGCGUUGCACCCGCUUGCGGAGCUCUGCUUUGGUCGAAUUCUUGACCACUCAUCCCGCCGUCUGUGAUUCUUUGGCUUACUUAAACCUCCUGAAUGACCCAACCCGCUUCCGCUUGCUGGAGGAGGACGAUGUCACCGCACUGUUGCCGAAAUUGCCCUCCUCUCUUCGCUCCUUGAACCUUGGAGGUGCCAAGAUCACUUCGGAGCAUGUCCCGCUUCUGGUUCCCUUGACUGCUCACCUGGAAGAACUGGGUCUCAGCUCUGCGGAUCUAUCUGUCAAGGAUGUCAACUCAUUCUUCUCCCGGUCCUCGGAUAAUCAAGCCGCGAAUGGUGUUGGUCCCAGCACACUCUGCUACCUCGACCUCGCAAAGGUGCCACAGAUGACCAUCGCCACCAUCUUCAACACCAGCACGUGUAUGUUGCUCUCGGAGCACAGCUACCCUUUGCAGGUGAUUGAGUUCAGUGACAAAAUCAUUACCCCGUUGCGUGAACGAGCCAAGACACAGCGUGUCUCGGUUGGCUGGACUGUCCGUGACCUUGGCCGCCGCGGGUGGUACGUUCGUGACCCGGCAUCCCUUCCCAGUGAACCCGUCGAUGAUGGUUCGCGCUCCUGGAAAAUGGGCGCUCGCUGGUGGGGUAUGCGCAAGAUUCCCAUGGCCGUCGGUGACGUGGGUGGACUCUAUGGCCACUACAUGUUCAAAAAAUGA
This is a messenger RNA of Penicillium diatomitis, 2034 nucleotides long. Its product is annotated as Leucine Rich Repeat domain protein. The transcript has 2 exons. The coding region runs from base 1 to 2034 and encodes 677 amino acids. The record is from RefSeq and is a predicted model, not a curated record. NCBI's taxonomy places the organism in Eukaryota, Fungi, Ascomycota, Eurotiomycetes, Eurotiales, Aspergillaceae.